Messenger RNA from Neltuma alba, 2034 nucleotides. RefSeq names its product receptor-like protein EIX1. Gene Ontology annotation, molecular function: protein binding. The coding region runs from base 1 to 2034 and encodes 677 amino acids. NCBI's taxonomy places the organism in Eukaryota, Viridiplantae, Streptophyta, Magnoliopsida, Fabales, Fabaceae. The record is from RefSeq and is a predicted model, not a curated record. The transcript has 2 exons.
AUGAACGUUGGUUGCAAUGAAAGAGAUCGAGAAACUCUUGAAAUCUUCAAGAGAAGCAUUGAAGAUCCUUCGAAGCUACUCUCUUCUUGGUCUACUGAACAAGAUUGCUGUCACUGGUUUGGAGUUCACUGUGAUAACCUCACAAGAAGAGUCACAAAGCUGGACCUCUCGCGUAAUUACUCUGCUGGUAAACGAUUCGGAGGUCAGAUAAACAUGUAUGUUCUGAAACUAGAAUUCCUCACCUUCUUGGAUUUGCAUUAUAAUGACUUCAAUGCUAUUUAUGUUCCCCCCAUUCAUAACCCGUCAAUGAUUUCAACCAUCCACCAUGGUGCAAACUUCUCCAAUCUCGUUUAUCUUGAUCUUUCACAUAACUAUGGCCUCAAAAUCUAUGAUCUUAGAUGGGUUUCACAGUUAUCUUCUCUGGAGUAUAUUGACCUCAGCUAUGCUGAUCUCUCUGAGGAAACUCUUUGGCUUCAACGGGUUAACACGCUGCAUUCACUUAGGGAGUUACGACUAAGUGAUUGUCUCUUGGGAAGCAUUCAACCAUCUCUUGAGCAUGCUAAUAAUUCUUCUUCCCUCGAGAUUCUUGGUGCAAACUUCUCCAAUCUCGUUUAUCUUGAUCUUUCAGAUAACUAUGGCCUCAAAAUUGAUGAUCUUAGAUGGAUUUCACGGCUAUCUUCUCUGGAGUAUAUUGACCUCAGCAAUGUUGAUCUCUCUGAGGAAACUUUUUGGCUUCAACGAGUCAGUUCGCUCCCUUCACUUAGUGAGUUACGACUAAGUAAUUGUUCCUUGAAAAGCAUUCAACUAUCUCAUGUGCUUGUCAAUUCUUCUUCCCCGGCGGUUCUUGGUGGAAACUUCUCCAGUCUUGUUUAUCUCGAUUUUUCACAAAACUAUGACCUAAUAAUCAAUGAUCUUAGAUGGGUCUCGCGGCUUUCUUCUCUGACAUAUCUAAACCUCAGCAAUGCUGAUCUCUCUGAGGAAGCUCUUUGGCUUCAACGGGUUAACUCGCUCCCUUCACUUAGGGAGUUACGACUAAGUGAUUGUUCCUUGAAAAGCAUUCAACCAUCUCUUGAGCACGUCAAUUCUUCUUCCCUAGAGGUUCUUGAUAUUUCUCGCAAUGAUUUUCACUCUGAGGUUCCUAAAUGGCUAUUUAACUUAAGUAGCAGUAUUUCAUCUUUAGACCUUAGCUUCAAUUAUCUUAAAGGUCAUUUACCUGAUGAACUGUCCAAUUUUAGGAAAUUGAGAAGCUUAGUCUUGAGGACCAAUAAUUUCGGUGGAUCAAUUCCAGAGUGGCUGGGACAAUACAAGCAGUUAGAGCAUCUUGAUCUUUCUGGUAAUUAUUUUUCUGGUCCCAUUCCUGAAACCUUGGUAAAUAUAUCGUCACUGGCAUAUUUACAUGUUGGGUGCAAUUUGCUAAAUGGGAGUCUUCCAAAGUCUCUUGGGCAACACUCAGAAUUGCAACUCUUUCAUGCUGGGAGUAAUUUGUUAUCAGGUUCUAUUUCUCCUUUCUUCUGCCAAGCCAUGACACGGAAUACAAAAUUGAUGGCUCUAAGACUGAGUCACAAUCAUUUUAGUGGCAGUAUUCCACCCCAAAUUUGCCAACUUCCUAGUCUCCUUAUCUUAGACCUGGCUAACAACAAACUUUCAGGUUCAAUUCCAACAUGCUUGGCUAAUACCGCUACUUUCUCUAUUCAACCCCUUUUUUCUCACUAUCAUGAUCACAAAAGGAUUGGUCAAGAUUCUUCAAGGAGUUAUGGGGAAUAUCAGCAUUUAAUUUACAGAGACUGCAGUGAAUCCGACGAUUCUCUUUCGGUUAUCGUUGAUGACAUUGUUUCCUCUAUUGACCUCUCAAUGAAUAGCCUUUCAGGAACAAUACCUCCAGAAUUGUUUAGGUUACGUCAUUUACUCCAUUUAAAUUUAUCGCACAAUGGUUUGACGGGGAGCAUCCCAGAUGAGAUUGGGCAUAUGGAAAGUCUAGAGCAGCUUGACCUCUCAAGGAACCAACUUGUUGGAGAAAUUCCUCGAAGUUUUUGA